This is a messenger RNA of Oncorhynchus keta (chum salmon), 1511 nucleotides long. RefSeq lists its product as uncharacterized. Gene Ontology annotation, molecular function: protein binding. The coding region runs from base 123 to 1436 and encodes 437 amino acids. The record is from RefSeq and is a predicted model, not a curated record. NCBI's taxonomy places the organism in Eukaryota, Metazoa, Chordata, Actinopteri, Salmoniformes, Salmonidae. The transcript has 16 exons.
UGUAACAGCCGAAGGGAAAGGGUGUCUCGGUAUGUUUUAGACAUGCGGAAGUGUGUGCAAGCUAUGACGCGUUGUUAAAUGACAGGCGGUACAGUGCGUCUAUAUCUGCGCUAAUAAUAUAAAUGAUGCCUCCAAAAGACCCGCUGCUCGGGACCCUCAAAGUAUGCAUCCUGAACCUGCAGACAGAAGAGGGGACAGUGACAGAUGUCAACCCUCACCUCUCCUCCUGCUGUGAACUACUGGAGCUCACCCUCAGGAAGGGCCUUCAACAGCCAGUCCUUGGUCUAGUACACAGGGACUACUGGCAAUGUUUCGAGCAACUCCUCCAACACGACAACUGCGGCAGACUGAGUGCUGUGUCGCUUGCGGUUGAACAGACCUUAGCCUGCAGGAAGCUGUUGUCAGCUCAGGGACGAGGACGCUACCUCCUUAGGCUAGCCCUCAGACGGAGGGUUCUAGAAGGAGUCAUCAAACACCUGUUACACACACCCAAAGUACUAGAGUGGUACAACCCAGCUAUUUCACUUCUUAGGAAUGAGGAAUUUGUGGAGCCUUUCAUGUCCCUGCUCAUGGUCCUCUCAGAAAUGGAAUUCAAACUGGACAUGGAGAACUGCAGUUUUCUGGAUGAGAGCUGGCUUCUACCGGUGUGUGAUAUGUAUGAGGCAGUACCCUGUCGUGAGCUGGGGAUGGUGCUCAGGUAUCUCAGUGGCCGUGUCUUUGUCCUGAAACUGUUGCCAGGUAGCCAGGCUCAGGUGGACCAGUGUGUACAUCCAGGUGACAUCAUUGAUGAGAUCAACGGAGUCUCCUUACGGAAUGCCUGCAAUGGACAGGCAGGUGUGGUCCUCUCCGGGCUUAAGGGGCAUCCCCUGUCCCUGCGUGUGUUACGGUGGUGUGUGCAGGACGGGGGUGUAUAUCGCCCCAUCAUCAAACUCCUAAGAGCUCUCAGAGAAGAGAACCCUGCCCUGCAGCUAGGUCCCUCCCCUUCCUCCCAGGAACCCACCAAUCAGGGCCAGAGGCCCACACCCUCUCAGUGCCUCAAAGAGGGAAGAAUUGUGUACAUUGUGCAGUUCUUGGGAAAGACAAACAUUGGAAUGUAUGGAGGCAAGGAGGUGCUUCAAAAUGGAAUCCCCCUGGUCAUACAGCAAAACCAGCCCAGCAUGGAAGUACUUUUAGACCUUAAGGAAACCCACUUGAUCUGCACUGAGAAAUCCAAUAUGACAGAGAUAUUCCAGCAUCAUUAUCCAGAGAUCUCAUGUGUAGGGCGGUUUGGCCAGCCAGACUAUACCAUCUUUGCCUUCUGCGUAGUAGAAUCCCCAGAAACUCCUCAGUCAACAGGAUUCUGCUGUGUGGUGCUUAGAGCCAGUGCGGUCAAAGAAUGUGAGGAGAUAGUCAACCGAAUCGCUAUUGGUUUCAAGCACACGGAGUGGUUCGUAUGAAAAGGAAUCCCUUGACAACUGGAUAAGUGCUAAACAUCAAAAUGUUGUGGUAAUUGAAUAAACAAUUUGAAAAAG